UUGGGCCAACUUGUGGCAGUCUCUUUUUCCAGCUCGGCCGGACAUCCGCGGUUGCAGCAAAUCUUAGUACGGGCGGCGAGAUAGCCGUAGACUGUCUUCUCGCCGGAACGCGCUGGGAAUUAUUCUAUUCUUCCUCUCGCGCAAACACUCCCAUUCCUUUCCCCAUCCUACCGGCAGACCUCCGCGGGUCUCCUUUUUUGCGCUCAGAGAUCCGUCCCAAACGAAAGCCACUCGGUCCGCAUGAAUUUCUGAAUCUGCCAUCGCUCCUCUGCUCAGUCCCAUGGCGAGUCACCGCCGCGAUGAUUCGCCUUCCGGUCUAUCAGAUUUUGGCGAGGGCGAGGGUCUCCUGGGAACUGGCAUAACGAGCCGCCAGAUUGAAGCGUUCGGAAGAAAGGUCACUUCGACUGCCGGGCAUCUGAUCGGACCAGCAUCGGACGGAACCGUUGGCAAGGUCUACAGGGGUGCCAUGAAUGACAUCCAUCGCGAAUUGAGACGGCCGCAUACCCAGCGCAAGGUCUUUGCUCUGGCCCGGACCACCCCGACGGAUCUUGUCCGGUCCAAGUUGUCGACUACCGAAAUCCAAUCGCGUGCGCUCUCGUCCGUUCCCGACGAGCUUCUUCUCAACAUCCCGGAAACAUCGAGUCCGUUCUCUCUGUUCCAAGGAUUCCAGGUUUCCCUGCCCGAGGAUAGUCAUCGGAAGUCCCGUCGGAGACGCAGCUCGAAAUUAUUGAAAGAUGGCGAGAAGGACACUCCGGCGCUACCGAAUACCGUGCAGGGGUUGAAGCAGGAGCGGGAAGAAUUGAAUCGUCGACUGGAGACCAUGGGGAUCCGCAAGAACAUGUGCAGCUCGGAGAUUCACGAAAUCGAUAACAAAAUCGCCAAUCUGCACGGCAUGCGCAAAAUUAUCCUGGAUCGGCUGGCGGGGCUGGAGAUGGAUGAGGUCGAGCUUGAACGCCAGUUGACCGACAUCGACAACAAACUGGAGGAUCUUGACGAACAGCCUGAUGUAUCGACUCCGAAAUCCUCGGACGUGAACGAUGGGUCUGUUAUAUCCGAGGACCCAGCCAUGGAUGCCUCCUUCAUGUCCGAAUCAAUUUACCAGAAGAUGCCGUCACCUUCAUCGGGGAGGUUGAAACAUAAGAGCAUAAGGAAACGUUCGAUGCCUAUCCUACAUGAACACUUCGAACCCGGGUCACCCAUUACCGAGAUCCAAGCCCACAAUGAUAUAAUAACCGCCGUCGAUUUCGACUUUCCCUUUGGGACUAUGGUCAGUGCCGCCUUGGAUGAUACGGUGAAAGUUUGGGACCUUAGCUCUGGACGAUGCAAUGGGUUUUUGGAAGGACACAACGCAUCUGUCCGGUGCUUGCAGAUGGAGGAUAACAUCGUAGCUACGGGGUCAAUGGAUGCUUCGAUCCGACUUUGGGAUUUGAGUCGUGCGCGACCUGCAUCGAAGGGGAAUCAGAUCGGCAAAGGAGACGACAUUGACGAUGAGGAUGACUCAGGCAAUACACCAACGAAAGGGCCAUCCAUGCAGAUGGACGACUGUUAUGUCUUCUCUCUCGAAUCGCACCUGGAUGAAGUGACGGCGCUUCAUUUCCGAGGCGAGACCUUGGUCUCGGGUUCUGCAGACAAAACGAUGCGGCAGUGGGAUUUGACCACCGGACGAUGUGUGCAAACACUGGAUGUUCUGUGGGCUGCGGCGCAAGCCUCUACCACGGGGAUGUCCGGAGACCAAUGGCGGCCAACUGGCCGCCUGCCCGAUGCUUCUGCAGACUUCGUCGGUGCCCUCCAGUGCUUUGAUGCCGCUCUGGCCUGUGGUACGGCCGAUGGGAUGGUCCGUUUAUGGGAUCUCCGUAGUGGCCAGGUUCAUCGCAGUCUGGUUGGCCAUACUGGCCCUGUGACGAGCCUGCAAUUUGAUCAUGUACACCUGGUAACGGGCAGUUUGGAUCGCAGCAUCAGGGUAUGGGAUCUCCGAACGGGAUCCAUCUACGACGCCUUCGCCUACGAUAAACCCGUCACGAGCAUGAUGUUCGACGCCAAACGCAUUGUGGCAGCAGCGAGAGAGAAUGUAGUGAAGGUCUACGACAAGGCAGAUGGGCGUCACUGGGAUUGUGGCUCCGGGGUCGGCAUUGAUGAACGAGACACGUCGCCUCCUGCAGUCGUUGAGCGCGUGAGGAUCAAAGACGGGUAUCUCCUCGAAGGCCGCACCGACGGCAUGAUAGGGGCCUGGACCUGCUGAACCCGACAAAACGAGUUAUACACAUGGAUAUAUGGUUCUUGUGCCAGCCAUGCUUAUAUUGAGGGCGCCCCACCCCCCUUUACCAUUUCUUCGCUGCGGGACUUAGGAGGGGUUGGCGAACAGGCCGGAAGAGUUUAUUCUGUGUCUUGUUUAUGUAGAUUAUCAUCAUUACUUCCGUGCUUGGAGUUGGUAGAUUUACGUGCUGGCAGUUGUAGAUGAAUACCAUACCA
Molecule: messenger RNA, 2469 nt
Organism: Monascus purpureus
Lineage: Eukaryota; Fungi; Ascomycota; Eurotiomycetes; Eurotiales; Aspergillaceae
Source: the annotation of a GenBank genome assembly